AUGAAAUUUACAGGAUCUCCAAUCAAAUUAAAGGUGUCCCAGGGUCAACCCGUCAAACUAAAUUGCAGCCUCGAGGGAAUGGAAGAUCCCGAGAUGUUGUGGAUCAAGGACGGAGCAGUGGUGCAAAGCGUAGACCAGGUGUACAUUCCACUAGAUGAAGAACACUGGAUCGGCUUCCUCAGCUUGAAAUCCGUCGAGCGGACAGAUUCUGGGAAGUACUGGUGCCAGGUUGAGAACGGGGGGAAGAAGGAAGAAUCACAGCAAGUGUGGCUCAUAGUGGAAGGUGUGCCUUACUUUACUGUGGAACCUGAGGAUGUGUCCGUGUCCCCUAAUGCCCCAUUUCAUAUGGCCUGUGCUGCUGUUGGUCCCCCUGAACCAGUGACAAUUGUCUGGUGGAUGGGAGACUCUAGAGUGGGGCUUCCAGACAUCUCCCCCUCCAUCUUAAAUGUGUCAGGUAUUAAUCAAAGCACAGUUUUCUCCUGCGAAGCUCACAACGUAAAGGGAUUGUCUUCAUCUCGGACAGCCACUGUUCAAAUUAAAGCCAUGCCUCUCCCGCCUCUCAAUGUAACUGUAAACCAAGUCACCAGCAGCAAUGCCAGCGUGGUCUGGGUGCCAGGAUUUGAUGGCCGUGCACCCCUCCAUUCUUGCACUCUUCAGGUAGCUGAGUCACCAGAUGGCCAGGAGGUCUCCACUGAAGUCACCCCAGUGCCGCCCUUUGCCUACGGUGUGCAAGGCCUGAAGCAUUCCACCAACUACAGUGUUCGUGUGCAGUGCAGCAAUGAGAUGGGUAGCUCCCCUUUCACCGACAGGGUUUAUUUCCAGACCCUGGAGCUUGCUCCAAGCAGCACCCCACAAAAUAUCCAUGUUAUCCAAAGAGAUCCAGGUCUGAUUUUGGAGUGGGAAGGUGUGGCUCCAGAUGUGCUGAAAGAAAAUGUCCUGGGAUACAGGCUGGAGUGGAUUCAGGAUAAUGUAACUCAGGGGGAGAUGAUCGUACAGGAUACAAAAGCUAAUCUCACAACAUGGAAUCCUCUCAAAGACCUGAUCAUCAGGGUCUGUGUGCUGAACUCUGCAGGAUGCGGGCCCUGGAGUGACCUCUUCCUGCUUGAAGCCCAAGAAGUCAUGGGUGGCCAGAGACAACCUCCUUAUGGGACGUCCUGGGUUCCUGUGGCAUUGGGCAUUCUUACAGCUCUGGUCACAGCUGUUGCCCUGGCUCUCAUUCUCCUUCGAAAAAGAAGAAAGGAAACUCGGUUUGGCCAUGCCUUUGGCAGUGUGGUUGGCAGAGGGGAUCCAGCGGUCCAUUUCAGAGCUGCCAGGUCUUUCAACAGGGAGGGCCCAGAGCUCAUUGAAGCAACAUUGGAGAGUGUAGGGAUCAGUGAUGAGCUGAAGACAAAACUCAAAGAUGUCCUAAUCCAGGAACAGCAGUUCACCUUGGGAAGAAUGUUGGGCAAGGGGGAGUUUGGGUCAGUUCGAGAGGCACUACUGAAGCUAGAUGAUGGCUCUUUCCAGAAAGUGGCAGUGAAGAUGCUGAAAGCUGACAUCUUCACCUCGACUGACAUUGAGGAGUUCCUGCGAGAGGCUGCAUGUAUGAAGGAGUUUGACCACCCGCAUGUCACUAAACUGAUUGGAGUCAGUCUACGGAGCCGUCCCAAGGGUCGCCUCCCAAUUCCCAUGGUGAUCCUGCCCUUCAUGAAGCAUGGAGACCUUCAUGCUUUUCUGCUGAUGUCACGGAUUGGGGAAAACCCUUUUAACUUGCCUGUUCAGACACUCCUCAAGUUCAUGAUUGACAUUGCCAGUGGGAUGGAGUACUUGAGCUCAAAAAAUUUCAUACACAGGGACCUUGCAGCUCGGAACUGCAUGUUGGAUGAGAACAUGAACGUGAGUGUUGCAGACUUCGGGCUUUCUAAGAAAAUCUACAGUGGAGACUACUACCGUCAGGGCUGUGCUUCCAAGCUGCCAGUGAAGUGGCUUGCUCUGGAAAGUCUGGCAGAUAAUCUGUACACAACACACAGUGAUGUGUGGGCGUUUGGGGUGACCAUGUGGGAGAUUGUGACCCGAGGGCAAACCCCUUAUGCUGGCAUUGAGAAUGCAGAAAUCUACAACUACCUCAUCAGCGGGAACAGGCUGAAGCAGCCACCGGAGUGCCUGGAAGAUGUGUGAGUACUUCUUUGCCCUGCUGACAUGUGA
Molecule: messenger RNA, 2184 nt
Organism: Balearica regulorum gibbericeps (East African grey crowned-crane)
Lineage: Eukaryota; Metazoa; Chordata; Aves; Gruiformes; Gruidae
Source: RefSeq, a predicted model, not a curated record